AAUCCAAUGAAAUGUUUGUAAACUCUUUGAAAGAGUGGAGAGUUUUGGUGUGAAUUGUGUUGACAUUCAGUACUAAUCGCUUGCAUUGGUAUUCAAUUAAUCACUUCAUCUACUCUUCGAUACAUUUGUUGUUUUGAUUGUUUUGAUUGCCAUUCAAUGCGAGACUAAUAUCUCAUUGAAUUAAACAUGAAUUUCAAAUUCUCGAUGAAAUGCAGUGCAAAACAUGUGAUAAUUGUUGCAAUUUUGUUGCAUUUGUGUCGUCAAAGUUCAGCCAAGAGUGCGCUGAUUGUGUUGACCGAAGACAACUGGUCCGACAUGUUGUCGGGUGAAUGGAUGGUAGAGUUCUUCGCCCCGUGGUGUCCGGCCUGUCGCUCACUCCAGAAGGAUUGGCAAACUUUCGCCACUUGGAGCGAAGACCUCAGCAUAAAUGUCGGAGCGGUUGACGUGACGGCCAAUCCCGGUCUCAGCGGACGCUUUCUGGUCACACAAUUGCCUACCAUUUAUCACGUUAAAGAAGGCGUUUUUCGGCAAUACAAGGGAUCCCGAGAUAGCAAUGCUUUUGUCAAUUUUGUUGAGCAGAAGACGUGGCAGUCGUUGGACCCGAUAUCCCUCUGGACGUCACCCGACUCUGUGCUAAUGUCAAUCGUUUCGUACUUUUUUAAAGUAUCGAUGGCUUUGAGGGCAGUUCACAAUCGACUCGUCGAUGAUUAUGGUAUACCCUAUUGGGGUAGUUAUGUAUUGUUUGCUUUCGUUACCAUAUUAUUUGGAGCCCUCUUAGGAUUGUUAAUUGUUUGCAUUAUUGAUCUGAUAUUUCCGGCGAAAAUGAGUGACGAAACUAAAGACCAGAAGAAUUUGAAUUCAAAAGUGAAAGACGACGACUCGAAUGAUCUGAUCGAUGAUCGGAUACAAGAGGAGGAGGAAGAAGACGAAGAGACGAGUGAUGACGUGAACGCAGGCACUGAAUUGAGGCGAAGACGCAAAACGUCUGAUUCCGACGAUAAAGUGGACGAUUGAGUGAAUCGUUUAGUUUGUAAUGAAAUUUGUACUUCAAGUGAAAUUAAGGCCCAGUUUUCCAAUUUUGACGACUUUUUUAAUUUAUGGCAAUUGAAUGUCCAUUUGUUUUAUAAUCUUCUAAUUAUAACGAAUUGUCGUUUUUUCUAUUUAUAGAUCAAAUCAAACCAUUUAUUUCAUAUUUUUUAAAAUUAAAAAUACUUUAAUUUUUAAAACA
Messenger RNA from Medioppia subpectinata, 1228 nucleotides. The record is from the annotation of a GenBank genome assembly. Lineage: Eukaryota; Metazoa; Arthropoda; Arachnida; Sarcoptiformes; Oppiidae.